AUCUAUUGUAGCAGAAACGAUAAAUUAUGUUGUAGAAAUGGAAAGAACUCUGAAAAGGUUGAAAGCUUGUAAAGCCAAACGCCAAGCUUCUCCCCCACCUGCCAAGCUAAGAAAAUCUGGAGCUUCUGAUGCAUUUCAAAAAUUGAAUAUUAUUGGCUGUGAGCCCAAUAUUAAUAUUGUUGAAGAACCAAAAAUGACUAGAGCACAAUGGAAAUCAGGACAGAUAGAAGUUCAAGAAUUGGGUAGUCAUGCAGUGAUAAAGAUUACUGACAAAUGGAAAAGAGGGAUUGUAAUGCAAAUUCAUCUUGCAUUGGAGGAGUGCAAAGUGGAUGUGCUCCAAUCAAAUGUAACAACAAUUGGGGACAACAUAGUGCAGUUCACCACCAUACAAAUGAAUCCAGGCGUGACUACAAACAUCAAGACAAUAGUAGAUGCAAUUGAAAAGGCUUCCACUCUCAUCUAAUAUUCAAGAAG
Molecule: messenger RNA, 474 nt
Organism: Cryptomeria japonica (Japanese cedar)
Lineage: Eukaryota; Viridiplantae; Streptophyta; Pinopsida; Cupressales; Cupressaceae
Exons: 3
Coding region: 38-463 (141 amino acids)
Source: RefSeq, a predicted model, not a curated record